GUGAUCAGUAUAUCGAUUCUCGAGCAAGGCCUGCCAUACCUUUCUAAGGCUUCGGAAAGCCCUUCAACCAAGCGCAGGCCUAAGACAUUAAAUAGAUCGGAAUCUGGUUCCGAUUCGGAAUCAGGGUGACCCCUGCACAGGCUAGCGAAGUGACCCGGCGGAGCUUCGACCUCCUCGAUAAUGACGGACGUAGAUGCCACAUCGCAACUUGUCAUCGCACAUUAGAGAUAUAAGCAGUACACCCUACCACGCUCCUUUCAACCUUCUCUAGACCUCCACGCAAGAAUUCAGGGACGGGUUCCACCAGUCCAUACAAUCGCUUCCUUUCGCUUCCUCACGCCCAUUGUUGGUCGAUAUCCCCACGUAUAUAUUCAACUCUGCGACAUCCUUCUUUGGAUACGCUGUCCUCUGCGCAAACGAUAUGGCGCGAACCAAACAACCAUCUCCCGUGCGACGUACGCCAUCAGAGACGUACAAACAAGCCAAUGGAAAAUCCCACACAUUGAAUGGGGUCAUCGGGGAGAUAGAGCAUGAGAUUGAGGAGGCUGCGGAAGUACACGCGCGAGACCCUGCAGAACAGAGGGAGUCGGGCUUUCUGUUACUUGCAGUCUGUGUAGGCGGUAUUUAUGCGAGCUUUCUUUCAUGGGCUUUCUUCCAGGAACGUGUCACAACGACAACCUACGGUCCGACCAAUGCGCGUUUCAAUUACUCUGUCUUCCUGAACACCAUCCAGUCAACGUUCGCCGCAUUGACUGGAUAUGCAUACCUGAUAUAUUCUGCUCCGAAAGACCCCAAGACGGGAUCGCGAAAGAUACCAGCUGUCUUCCCUUCGCAAGCGAUACUCUUCCCACUCUUCUUGAUUGCAGUCACAUCCUCGCUCGCCUCGCCAUUCGGAUAUGCCUCUCUGAAGCACGUCGACUACAUUACUUUUAUUCUUGCUAAGAGCUGCAAACUGCUCCCGGUCAUGUUCCUGCACAUCUCGCUUUUCCAAAAGAGGUACCCUGUCUACAAGUACCUCGUUGUCGGAUGCGUUACAUUGGGCGUCGCAAUCUUCACACUACACAAUCCUUCCACCGCCAAGAAGGCUGCUAAGAAGGCGAGCUCAACCAGCGCAGAUGCCAGCAAGGUCCUUGGAUUGUUUCUACUGGGUGUGAAUCUACUUUUCGAUGGCCUUACGAACACGGUGCAAGACCACAUCUUUGGUACAUUCAAGGGAUUCACUGGACAACAAAUGAUGUGCGCCCAAAACAUUAUGUCUACGCUGCUCACUAUAACUUACCUUUUCUUGUCGCCUUAUCUCGCUGGUACUCCUUUGGGAGAUUGGGUCGGUAUUGGUGGCAACGGCGGCGAGCUCAAGGAAGCCAUUGAGUUUGUUACGCAAUACCCCGCCGCCGGUUGGGAUGUUAUCUCUUUCGCAGCAUGCGGCGCGAUCGGCCAGGUGUUCAUCUUCCUUACGCUCGCACACUUCAGCUCCUUGCUGCUUGUCACUGUGACUGUCACCAGGAAGAUGCUUACCAUGCUUGUCAGCGUGGUCAUGUUCGGCCACAAGGUCACACCAAUGCAGUGGCUCGGUGUUGGGUUCGUGUUUGGUGGUAUUGGAGCUGAGGCGCUGGCCACCCGGCGCGAGAAGAUUGAGAAGGAGCGCAAGAAGAAGGAGGCAGCGGCGCUUAAGAAGCAAUAGAUGGACAGGCAGGCAGUGAAGCAUUGUCUUCCCAGGAGGCGUAUAGAGUGGAUCAUUUUUAUCAUUUGAGAAGGGAGGAAAUUUAUAUACCCGUAUAGCGUAGACCUGGGUUGCGUACAGAGACAGGAAUGGAGCUUAGCAUCUUUUUUCGAAUACAUCGUCGUCGUCGUC
Aaosphaeria arxii CBS 175.79 is the source of this 1852-nucleotide messenger RNA. RefSeq names its product UDP-Glc/Gal endoplasmic reticulum nucleotide sugar transporter-like protein. Gene Ontology annotation, molecular function: UDP-glucose transmembrane transporter activity; UDP-galactose transmembrane transporter activity. NCBI's taxonomy places the organism in Eukaryota, Fungi, Ascomycota, Dothideomycetes, Pleosporales. The record is from RefSeq and is a predicted model, not a curated record. Gene Ontology annotation, biological process: UDP-galactose transmembrane transport. The coding region runs from base 422 to 1681 and encodes 419 amino acids. The transcript has 2 exons. Gene Ontology annotation, cellular component: endoplasmic reticulum membrane; Golgi membrane.